AUGGCAGAGGAGGCAAGAGGAACGUUUACAGUGGACGAUGCUCUUAUGACCUUGGGGUUUGGGAAAUACCAAUUUUGUGUGCUUGGUUAUGCGGCACUGGCAUGGGUCUCAGAAGCCAUGGAAAUGAUGCUUCUGUCGUUCAUAGGCCCAGUAGUCCAAAGAUUAUGGCAUCUUUCUGCCAAACAACAAAGCUUAAUAACCAGUGUGGUUUUCAUCGGUAUGCUAAUAGGAGCGUAUUCCUGGGGUGUAGUCGCAGAUAAAUAUGGAAGAAGGAAGGGUUUCCUUAUGACUGCACUAGUUACUACUUUGGCUGGCUUUGCAAGUGCCUUUUCACCAAAUUAUGCGUCUUUGCUGGUUUUCCGUUGCGUGGUUGGUAUCGGGUUAGGGGGUGGGCCGGUCCUUUGCUCUUGGUUGCUCGAGUUCAUCCCCCCGCCGAAUCGAGGCACAUGGAUGGUUGUUUUCCAAGCAUUUUGGACCGUCGGCGCGGUGUUUGAAGCCUCCAUCGCUUGGAUUGUGAUGCCAAGAUUGGGUUGGAGAUGGCUGCUCGGUUUCUCUUCGAUCCCUUCGUUCGGUCUCCUUGCGUUCUAUUUUAUUACACCCGAGUCGCCAAGGUACCUCUGCUUGAACGGUAGGACAAAGGAGGCGAUGAUUAUUUUGGAAAGAAUAGCGGAAGUCAAUGGCACAAAAGUGCCUCUUGGAACACUUGUUUCUGAAGACUAUCAAGCUGGCUUGGAUGAAGAUGAAACUCCUGCAAAGCCUGAACAAGGACCCUUCUCAACAAUUUUAAAGCUUCUUUCACGAGAACUAAUUAGGCCAACCCUGCUGUUGUGGGCAGUGUUCUUCGGAAAUUCGUUUAAUUAUUACGGACUGGUACUACUCACUACCGAGUUAAACACAGGCCGCUCUAGGUGUGCCGGACACAAAACCGAAUCCAAAAUAUCUGAAGAUGUUAACUACAAAGAUGUCUUCAUCACUACUUUUGCAGAAUUUCCGGGGCUCAUCAUAGUAGCGCUUACAAUAGACCGAGUCGGUCGAAGGCUUUCAAUGGCGAUUUUGUUCUUCAUCUGUUGCAUUUUAAUAUUCCCCUUGGUAUUCCAUCAGACUCAAAAGGUAACAACAGGCCUUUUAUUUGGAUCACGAGUAUGCAUCACCGCAACCUUCACCACCCUGUUCAUAUAUGCUCCGGAGGUGUAUCCGACCGCCGUAAGAACGACGGGUUUCGGAUCAGCAAGCUCGAUGGGAAGAAUCGGUGGUAUGAUUUGUCCCUAUGUUGCGGUAGCUUUGGUGCAGGGAUGUCAUCAAACAGCUGCCAUUGGGAUGUUUGAGGCUAUAAUACUUUUAUCAGGGGUAUGCAUAUUGCUCAUACCCAUAGAGACCAAGGGUCGAGAAUUGACCGAUGAUGUUAAGCAAAAGCUCACUGCACCUGUUUAGUUAACUUAACUAUCAAG
Hibiscus syriacus is the source of this 1448-nucleotide messenger RNA. RefSeq names its product organic cation/carnitine transporter 7-like. The record is from RefSeq and is a predicted model, not a curated record. Gene Ontology annotation, cellular component: membrane. Lineage: Eukaryota; Viridiplantae; Streptophyta; Magnoliopsida; Malvales; Malvaceae. The coding region runs from base 1 to 1431 and encodes 476 amino acids. Gene Ontology annotation, biological process: transmembrane transport. The transcript is spliced from 4 exons. Gene Ontology annotation, molecular function: transmembrane transporter activity.